CGAUCAUUUCCGGCAGUGGUGCUGACUCUUCCACAUGGUCCCAGCUAACCUGGAGCUGCGGUGUUUGGGAGUCUGAUCGCCGACAUAUCAGACAGAAACAACAGGCAGACAUCUCGUCACAUGAACACUUAGAACCGGAACAAAAUGGGUAAAAGUAAAACCACGAAGUUUAAACGCCCGCAUUUCAACUCGGUUGGCCUGCCGGUGAGUGCUGUGAAGGAAGAGGAGGGUGCGGAGGAAGAGCACGAUGAGGAAAGCUGUCCGGCUGCGGAGUUGCUGGAAAAAUUGCAGAGUCCCAGCGCAGAUAUUCGAGAGUUUGCAUGUGCCAGCAUUUCUCGGGUGGUGCAGCAGAGCCAGACCAUCCCCGGUUUCCUCCAGAGGGACGCUGUUAGACGGCUGGGCCCCAUGCUGCUGGACGGCAGCUUGGCCGUCAGAGAGACAGCUGCUGGGGCGCUCAGAAAUCUGAGUGCAUGCGGAGGUCAGGAGGUGUGCGAGGACAUGGUGAAGCACGACGUCAUGACGCCCCUGACAGCACUGCUUCGAGAGUGUUGUUCAGGUUUCGACUCCGCUGCUGUGCCGAUGAAAGACCAGAGCAAUCCUGUGGAGGAUGUGGCCAACGAGGCUGUGAACCUACUGUGGAAUCUAUGUGAGAGCAGCAGCCAGGCAGUGUCUUUGUUCAACAAAUCCGGCCUCUUGGAUGUGGUGGUCCAGUGCUUGGAGAGACACCCCCACAACGUGGAACUGUCCAUAUCUGCUGCUCACUGUUUGCACACUGUGACCGAGGAUAACCCUGAGCUGCUAAGUAGCACGAACACCGCCGUACUCGGAGCUCUGGAAAAACUGCUGCUGUCAUCUCAGCCAGAAAUGGCGCACACUCUCCUCAGGACUUUAGCUGCAGGUACACUGUGGAACUUGAAGACCAGCCUUCCUGCUGCCCGACAAGCCCAGACCCUCAAUGCCAUUGUGGCCACCUUGUCUCUGUGUCUGGAUUUGGACUCAGGGGUGUUGAUCCCUGAUCUCAGACGAGCAGAGGAGGCUCAUCACAGAAACCCAUCUCCAGUGACAGAUGCAGAGCAACAGGCCGCGGUGCAGCCCGUUGAGGAGGAGAUGGGCGAAGAGGAGGAAGCACCAAUGAAGAAGAACGGCAAAACUUUGAUGGUUGACACUGAUGUCUCCGACCUGCUGCCUAGGGGUAAGGAGGAGCUGAGGGAGGCAACGGCCUUGCUGACAGCCCAGCAAACGUCCUUGGAGAUCAUUGUCAACAUGUGCUGCUCUGACGACCCUUCGGAUGACGAGUGGGAGGAGGAAUCAAGCAGUGACGAAAGCGACAUGGGUCCUGACGGCCUCUGUGACGGAGUGUCCAAUCUGAUGUCUCCGCUCUGCUUGUCAGCCGAGGUUCAAGGGGCUUUGAUCAACCACAGCAUUCCAGAAAAGGUUCUGAAAAAGACGGCAUUCCCCAGACAGGAAGCCACUAAUGUGUGCCGUGAGAAUCCAUCCUGGAGAGGCCUGACGAAGAGAAUGCAGCGGGUUCAGUCCCGAGCGCUGACUUGCCUCCACAGCAUCCUCUCCACCAUGGAUGCAGAGUUGCUCGGUGGCAAGGCAGCCCUGCAGGGAGCAGCACAUCACCUUUCCUCACUGGUCUUUGCUGCUGAAGAAAUUCCCAAAGAUGAGGAGUUUCUUGAGGCUGUCAUCAGCGCCAUGCGCUCUCUCCUGCAGAUAAUUGCCUCCAAAAACAUCAGCCAGUGUAUGACCCCCCAGCAGCUGAUGAGCCUGAGCGAGGCAGCCACACGCUGUGAUGUCGUCAGUGUAAGAGUUAACGCUGUCGCCAUUCUGGGCAUCACUGGGAGUACAUUAGCCAAAGAAAAGGGCACGGCGGAAACCCUUCAGAUGAUUGGAAACGCCUUGCUUCAAGUCGCCACGAAGGAUUCCGACCUGGUUGUGAACGGAGAAGCUCUUGACGCAUUGUUUGACGUGUUUGCCGAUGGAGAGCAGGCAGAAACGGCUGCUAAAAUCAUCAAUUUACUUCCUGCACUUAAGACACUGCAGCCGGUCUUCAAGGCCAAGAUCCGUAAAGAAGGACGGGGUAAAUACAGCCGUCAGCAGCUGUGUGUGUUGGACAACAUCAAAAUCAACCUGAGGAGAUUUAUCGGUUAUCUGGAGAAGGUGGUGACAAAAUAAGGACUGCGAUCAGUUGUUGAGACAAAAUGAGAUGGAGUGGUUGUGAAACCAUCAGUUAUUUAUGUUUUUUUUUUUUUUUAAUAAUUACUGUUUACAGUUUUCUUUAGUUAUGUGAAAGUUUAUUUUUUGUGAAAAUAAAGAGUUGGUGGAGUAUUGUCUAUGAAGACCCAAUCUUACCGUUUAACUAAAAGAUUUCAGGCCUAACAGAUUCUGAUUAUAUAUGAGAUCAGGUUUAAUAAUAAGCAGACUGCAGCUUUGUUUUCCAUUAGUACCCUUCAUUCUGACCCAAGUAGUACAAGAAUGCAUAUUUGGGGUAAAGCAGUCAUGUCAUGAGGACACUACACUGCUGCUCUUGUUUUGUUGGUGUUUUACAGUAGAAUGAUCAAUUUUAUUUUUUUUAAAGAAAAUUUUCUUCUUAAAUUAAGCACACCACCGGACUAUUUAGUGUCCGUUCAGUUUCUCAAGACGUUUGGAGAUUAGUCUUUGAAAGCCACUUUUGUAGAUUUAUAUUUUUGUAUUAAAAUUACUGCAAAAAUGGUCAAACUCAUGGAGAAACUAGAGCUAAAAAUGCCCCUUUUAAAAUAAGUUAGAAAAAAAUAUGAACUCCAUACUUCAGGGCCUCGCAAAAGUAUUCAGACCCCUUUCUCUGUCCCAGCAGAACAAAAGGAGUCCGACAGCAUGAUGCUGCCACCACUGUUGGAAUGGUGUGUUCAGGGCUGAUGCACAUUUAGUUGACCAUCACACAGAGCGUUUUGCAUGGAGGCUAAGAGGCUUGCCGUGUCCCCUACAUGGCUCGUGGCAAACUGCAACUUUCUUUCGAUCAUCGACUUUAUUCUUGCUACACUUCCAUAAAGAUUUGUAGACUACAAGACUUCAGUGUUUUUUAUUUGUGAAAAAAUAAAUAAAUGAAAAUCACCUGUUCACAGUUAUGUCCUACUUUGUGUUUGCCUACCACAUAAAAUCCCAGUAAAAUACUAUGACCAGUGAGAAAAGACAAAACGUGAGAAAGUUCAAUGAAUGUGAAUACUUUUGCAAGGCUGAGUUUGCAAAGGUACAAAGAAAUCUUUACAGGCUUCGAAAAUCUAAUUCUAAAUAUACUUUGAGGACAUUUCAUUUGUAGCACGAUUUCCCAGACAUUUUAUGUCUGAAAUGUUUUUUAAAGGAAAAUUUACUUGCUUUGCUUGUUAAUAUUGAAAGGAAUUGUAUUUUGUUUAGCAGAGACUGUAAUGGGUGCUAAAAAACUGUCGGUGUAUCGGAAAUGUGCCAAAACGUUCAUACUAGACAAUUUCGUAAGGAUCUUAUUCAUGUACAAAUAAAGUGAAAAGAAAUUCA
Messenger RNA from Girardinichthys multiradiatus, 3510 nucleotides. It is a transcript of the gene heatr3, whose product is annotated as HEAT repeat containing 3. NCBI's taxonomy places the organism in Eukaryota, Metazoa, Chordata, Actinopteri, Cyprinodontiformes, Goodeidae. Bases 145 to 2178 code for a protein of 677 amino acids. Gene Ontology annotation, biological process: protein import into nucleus; ribosomal large subunit biogenesis. The transcript has 15 exons. The record is from RefSeq and is a predicted model, not a curated record.